Molecule: messenger RNA, 1403 nt
Organism: Exophiala oligosperma
Lineage: Eukaryota; Fungi; Ascomycota; Eurotiomycetes; Chaetothyriales; Herpotrichiellaceae
Exons: 2
Coding region: 168-1202 (344 amino acids)
Biological process (GO): transsulfuration
Cellular component (GO): mitochondrion
Molecular function (GO): thiosulfate-cyanide sulfurtransferase activity
Source: RefSeq, a predicted model, not a curated record
AAAUUACUUGUUACUUCUGAUAGCAGCUGCUUGCUUCUCUGCUCACUCAUUCACCCCACAGACUUGCGGACAAGUCCCUGCGAUCUGCAGCAUCCUACCGAUCUCUUUUCGUGGUAGCAGUGUCAGUUCCCGCGCAGCAUGAGGUGAUAAGCUAUCACAUCUUCAUCAUGAUCACAAGCAUUCUUGCUCGGCCUUUAUUACGCCAGCAAGCUCCUCUCUCCCGCAUCGACACUCAUCUUCGGAAGUCCAUCAUGUCUCAGCGGCAAGCCUUCUCCUCCUACUUUGUGACGCCCAAAGAAGUCAACGACGCAAUGAGGCAGAAUGCUCCCACGACUAUAUCCACGUCUCCGAAAGUCAUCCCCAUCUGUGCAGCAUGGUUCAUGCCGAACGACCCUGAGAAGAGAACUGGCCUUGAGAUCUUCAAGAAGAGCAGAAUACCGACUGCGAGGUUCUUUGAUAUUGACGAGAUAAAGGACAAGGAAUCGGAAUAUCCGCACAUGCUCCCCACAUGUGACGAGUUUGCCAACGCCAUGUCCAAGCUCGGUGUCAGGAAGGAGGAUGAGCUGGUUAUCUACGACACUGAAGAACUUGGAUUAUUCUCGGCGCCUCGAGUUGCAUGGACGAUGCGCGUAUUUGGUCACCCAAAGGUCCAUGUGCUGAACAAUUUCCGCCUCUGGGUCAAGGAGGGCUGUCCUGUUGAGACCGGACCGCCUCAGAUUCCGAACAUCACUAAAUACCCAGUGCCUAGUUACAACACGGACAUGGUGGUGAAGUUUGCCGAAAUGAAGACCAUUGGCUAUGAUCAUGGAAAAGAAGGCGCCGAGGAUAUACAGAUCUUGGACGCUCGGCCAAAGGGUCGAUGGGAAGGGAAAGACCCAGAGCCUCGACCUGGUCUUAAGUCUGGACACAUGCCAGGCUCAACAAGCCUCCCAUUUACUGAGCUGCUUGACCCGGAAACAAAGACGUUACUGCCCAAGGAAGAGUUGAUCAAAGUCUUUGAAGCUAAGAACAUCGAUUCUAAAAAGCCGAUCAUCACCAGCUGUGGCACCGGGGUGACAGCAGCCAUCAUUGAAGCUGCUCUCAAGGAGGCGGACUUUGGAACAGAGAAUGAUCGAAGACUAUAUGAUGGUAGCUGGACGGAGUGGGCCUUGCGAGUAUCGCCUACCAGUGGCCUGAUCCAGUCCAGCAAGGUUUCACAAUAAGCCGGUGGCAGCUGCUCGCAUCUUUUCGAACAAGUAUUGAGGCGCAUGGUGCAAUGAAUUCGUUGCCGCGUAUGAAUUGACGGUGGCUUGGGACGUAUGCCGUUAGCGACGGCGUAAAGGCGUUUUAUUGAUUUUCAUUUUCAUUUUCAUUUUCAUUUCAUAGGCUGAUAUGGUUUUCCAAAUCCAAUCCCCUCCGUCAUC